AUGGACGGCUACGGGGACAACCCGUUCGGGGCCAACUAUGCUGGCGGUGGCGGCUUUAUGGGCGCCGACGGUAGUCAGGACGGACAGGGACGCGUACGUACGGCAUGCUCACCGCAGCGCAUGGGCACGCAGUCGCUGCGCCCUGUGACCGUGCGCCAGGUGCUGCAUGCGUCGCAGCCGCACUCGGAUGCACCAUUCACAUUCGAUGGCGCGGAGCUCAGUCAGGUGUCUAUCGUUGCGUGGGUGCGCAGUGCGACGAAGAACGCCACGAAUAUCCAGUAUACGAUCGACGAUGGCACGGGGCAGAUCGAUGUGCGCAAGUGGAUUGACAACUCGAUGGACGAGGGGGCUGUGGUGGACGAUAUGGAGCCGAACCAAUACGUGCGGAUUGUGGGCGAGAUCAAGUCGUUCAACAACAAGCGCAGCAUCACGGCCGCCUCGAUGCAUUUGCUGCAGGACCACAACGAGUACCUGUUCCACCAGCUGGAGGUCAUCCACACACACCUUGUGCUCGCCAAGGCGUCUGGCUCUGUACGUGUGCCACGCUGA
Messenger RNA from Malassezia sympodialis ATCC 42132, 549 nucleotides. RefSeq lists its product as uncharacterized. The transcript is spliced from 2 exons. Lineage: Eukaryota; Fungi; Basidiomycota; Malasseziomycetes; Malasseziales; Malasseziaceae. Bases 1 to 549 code for a protein of 182 amino acids. The record is from RefSeq and is a predicted model, not a curated record. Gene Ontology annotation, molecular function: single-stranded DNA binding. Gene Ontology annotation, cellular component: chromosome, telomeric region; site of double-strand break; nucleus. Gene Ontology annotation, biological process: nucleotide-excision repair; double-strand break repair via homologous recombination; DNA replication.